Messenger RNA from Paramecium octaurelia, 13324 nucleotides. NCBI's taxonomy places the organism in Eukaryota, Ciliophora, Oligohymenophorea, Peniculida, Parameciidae. The record is from the annotation of a GenBank genome assembly.
AUGAGAGGAAGAUCAAUCUAAAAUCCGUAGCCAUUUUAAAUGCGCUCUCCUUAAAGAGCUGUUUCCCCUAUUAUUUAAGUUGUUCCUUAAGCACCUUAGCAGCAAGCUCUUUCCGACAGUUUAAUUAACAUGAAAAUGGAAAAAGUCUUAAUGGGAUUUGAAAUUUAAAGAUUAAAUUGUGUAUUACUUGAAUUGGAUAGAAAAAGAAAUGCCAUGAAAAAUACAAUGUAAAUUUUGAUUAAAUAAAGAUAAUAACAUCAGGAGAGGGAAUAAGUUUUGCUACUUGAAGUAUAGAGUUAGAAAUAAGAAAUAAACGAAUUACAACAGAAAGAAAAAUUAGCUAGGGAAAAAUUAAAUUCUUUUUUAAGAUAAGCAAGCCAAUAGGAAAAUUAGAAUAAAGUAUUAAAAAUCUGUUAUCUUAGGAUCAAUCAAGUAAAUUAGAAGAAAUAAGAAAACUCUAAGAUGAAAACAAAUUAUUAGAAUCAAAACUAUCCUAUCUACUUAGUCUAAAUCAAUUAGAAAACAAAUAAGAAGGUACUUCAAUAAAAAAGGUUGAAUAACCAUCUUUUUCAAAGAAUGAAUAAUUACCUGAGCAUUUACAAAAUGCAUUAAGCAAUCUUUAAAGUGGGAUUUCAUAAUAUAGAAAUGGUAAUUUGAUUUAGAAUAAAUAUGCCAAUGCUUUAACGAUGUUGGCAGAAUUGAUAAAUUCUCAUAAUAAUCUCUUGCAAAAAUUGGAUAAAGAUUAAGAUGACUAUGAAGUAGAAAUCUAGUAAAUAUAAAUAUAUUUGACUUCAUUAAAUCAAGAUAUUGAAGCUUUGAAACGAUACGAAACACCAAAAGCAGUAAGAAGAAUCUUAAACAAUUAAAGUCCUUUACAAGCAAGAUCAUAGUCUCCAUCAUUGUCAUCUGAAGAAGUAUUUUCAAAAAUUAUGACACAUAUCGAACAUCUCCAACUUGAUCCUCAUAAUGUACCAACAAUUAUUAAACAAAUUUCUUUAUUAAAUUCAUUAGUUAGAUUAAAGAAUGAAGAUUUAAAAUUGAUUGGAAAUAAUACCAAAUUAAGGGGAUCUCCUGUUCGAUAUUCAGUUGAAAGAUCCAACGGAAGUAUCAGAGUAUUGACUCCAAUAAAAUACAUAAGUCCAAUUAGGGUAUCUCCAACCAGACAUCACACUUAUAAUACAAAUUUAAGCGUUCCCCAAAGAGUUUCCAUAAUACAUCCUAAUAUAUCAGACUCAAUUUAAACUUAACAAAGACCAGGCAUAGCAGAUUCAUUCCCAUAAUAAUCAAAAGAUGAAUUUUAGAAUGCUUUAAGUUAGUUUAGAGAUAACUAAGAUAGAUUAUAUUAAUUAGAAUAAGAAAGAUUAAGUUUCUAGGAAUAAAUUUAAUAUUGGAAAUAAAAAUUUGAAGAUGAAAUUGAAAAAAAUAAUCAAAAUUUAUCCCCAGAAAGCAUUGAAUAAAAAUUAUUAAAAGAAGUUAAAAAGAAUUAAGAAAUGUUUUCUGAAAUUAUUCUACUAAAAUAAGAAAUUUAAAAACUCUAAAAAUAAGUUGAUUUUGAAUAGGAAAAGUUGCAUGAUCAAGCUAUCAAAUCAAUUGAAUAGCAAUCCUAAUAAGAAAAAAAAUGUUAGAACUUAGAAAUAAUAUAAAAGCAACUCGAUUAAUAAAAUUAGGAGUAAGAACAAUAAAUAUAGGAUUUAAAAAGAUAAUUAUAAGUAAAUGAUGAAGAGAAAACAAAAUUAAAAAAUUAGUUAUAAAAAUAAGAGGAAGGUUUACCUUAAUAACCAGUAGAAAACUUUAAAAUUUAGCUCUGUGAUCCAAUUCUUAUUGAAAAAAAUAAAAAGUAAGAUGAAAAACAGAAAGAAAUUGAUAAUUUGAAAAAGAAAAAUAUUGAAUUAUAAGAAAAAGUUAUAGAAGUACAAGAGGAAUUAUAUAAUUUAAAUUCUUAAUAAAGAGGGUAAAUUUAAAACCCAAAUAUUUAAUAAGGAAUGCAAACAGAUUCAGAAAGAAUAUUAAAAAUAAGUUAGUUAGAGUAAGAAAAUUAAAAAUUAAAGACUUAAGUUAAAGAAGUUGAAUAAUAAAGAUAAGCUGAUUUGAAAGAAUUUUAAGACAUGAUUGGUAAUGGUGUAUAAGAAUAAAAAGUAGUGGGCUUGAUGACAGAUAAGCAGGAUUUACAGAAAUAAGUUAGGGAUUAAUAAAAUCAAAUUGAUCAACUCUAAUAAAAAUAAAUUUCUCUAUAAGCAGAUUUAUUAAGUAAAACAAAAGAAUUAUAGUAAUAUGAUGCAUAAAAUUAAUAAUAGCCAAAUAAUUAAUAAAAUGAGUAACAGACUGAUCUAAUUAAUUCAUUAUAAUAAUAAUUAUCAUAAGCUAAAUAAUAAUAUUAAGAGCUGUUGGAAACUGCUUCAUAAAAUAUAACUCCAAAUGGGCUGAAAGAAAAAGUAUUAUAAUAAUAAACUACUAUUCAUGAUUAGUAGGAUUAGAUAAUAAAUUUACAAUAGUAAUUGGAAAAAGAACUUCCUAAAUUACAAGGAUAAUUAACUUAGACUCAAUAAGAAUUAUAAGCAGCUUAAAAUGAUGCAUAACUUUAAGCCAAAAGAUAUUAGGAUUUAUUAGCUAAGAAAUAACCAGAAGAUCAAAAAGGUGAUGAACAAUAAGAAAUUCCUCAAGAAGAAGCAAAAUAGUUAAAAUAAUAAAAUUAAGAACUUCAAACCAGUUUGUAAAAUUUGGAGUAAGAAAAAAAAUAGAAUGGCUUAGAAGUGCAAAAAUUAUAAUAAGCUAAGGAUGAAAUUGAUAGUUUGCAAAGAGAAAAAAAUUUAGCUGAAUAAUUGUAAAAUAUUUUACAAGAAUAAGUGAAAGAUUUAUAAAAUUAAAUAACAGAGUUAAAAAAAAAAGAAGAAAAUCUAAAAUAGGAAAUAAAAAGCUAAAAAGAUAAUCAAAGUGACAUAAUAGGCAAUAAUCAAUAAGGUGAUACUCAAAAGUCUAAGGAUUAACUCCCCUAACAAUAGUAAGGAUAAGAACGAUAAGAGUAAGGAUAAAUUCAACCAGAAAAUGUAGAAGCUUUAAAGGAUUAAAUUGCUAAAUUAAACUUUGAAAAGGAAUAAAACAAGAAUGAGCUUGAUUCAUUAUCUAAUUACAAAAAAGAAAAUGAAGACUUAAGAAAACAAAAGCUUGAGCUUUAGAAUUAACUACUAGAAAAAUAAAGCUAAAUUAAUAAAUUAUAGGAUAAUAAAAUUUAGACAGAAAAUUCUGACAAUUAAAAUUUGAAAUUUUAAACAGAUCCUGAAAAAAAUUUAAAAAUCAGUUAACUUACUUAAGAAAAUCAAUCGCUGAAAAAUUAGAUCACUCAAAUAGAGGAUUAAAAGAAAGAAGAUCUAAAAUAAUUUUAAAAUAUGAUUGGAAAUGGAGUUAAUGAGUAAUAGAUUGUUGAUUUAUAUCGCCAAAAACAAGAACUUUAAUCAGAAAUUAGAUAAUUAUAAAACUAGCUUGAUAAAGUAUAGCAAGAAUCCAUAUAUUUGUAAGAAUAAUUAGCUGAAAAAAAUAAAUAAAUAAUUGAUUUAAAUUAGACAUUGCCUCAAGAUGAAUAAAAACUUCUUAUAUUAGAAAAUUAAAAGGAAAUAGAAUAAUUAAAAGCUUAGCUCAAUAAAGCAAAAUAAUAAUAUUAAGAAAUCUUAGAAAUUCAAUCUUAAAAUUUAACUCCAAAUGGUCAAAAAGAAAAACUUCUUUAAAAUGCAAAAUAAAUACAUGAAUUAGAAUAACUUCUUUUAGAAAAAUAAUAAGAAAUAGAAAAUUAAGUUCCGUAAUUAUAAGGGCAACUAAAAGAAUUAUAACAAAAGUACGCUGAUUCAUAAAAUGAAGUUUAACUUUUGAAUGAUAGAUACUAAGAUCUAUUGAGUAAGAAACCCUUAGAAAUACCAGACUAACGAGAAGAAAAUGUAGUUUUGGCUGAAUUAUAAGAAAAAAAUAAAAAUUAUGAGGAAUAAAUUAAAUAAUUAAUUUAAGAUUAAAAGCAAUCUCAAAAUAGUCAAACAACAAUGUCUGAAGAAAUAUAGGAUCUAGGUAGAUAGAAUAACUUAUUAUAAUAGUAAUUAUAAUUAACUGAAUAAUAAUUAAAUCAAAUUUAGCAUGAAUUAAAUGAACAAAGAUCAUUAAUUUAGUCAAAAGAUGAUGAAAUUUUGAAAUUAAAAAAUGACCUAAUAGAAGCUAAUGGAGAUUUUUGGAAAUAGGAGUAUCAAAAAUUAUAAAAUUAGCAAGGAGGGUAAGAAACCUCAAAUUAGGUUCCUUAAUAAAGUAAAAUUUAAUAGGAUGAUGAAAAGAAUAAUAAUGAAAUAAUAAACUCUUUAUAAUCUUAAUUGGCAAUUUUAUAAUAAUAAGGCAAUGAUUAAUAGUAGCUCCAACAAGAAAAUGAACAAUUAAAAUAAAGUAAAUUGUAAUUAUAAAAUGAAUUAUUAAAUGCAUAAAAUACUUUGAAUUAAUUAUUUUCAGGAUAAUUGCCACAAAAAGCAGAUAACCCUUCAUUAUUAGAUCCAACUAAAGCGCUUUAAAUUAGCUAAUUAUAAUAAGAAAAUUAACAAUUAAAGAAAUAGAUUAUUGAUAUAGAAGCAGAAAGAAAAGAAGAUUUGAAAAAUUUUGAAAAUAUACUGGGAACAGGACCAGAAGGAAAAUAAAUUGUAUCCUUAAUAUCAGAGAAACAACAAUUAUCUUAAAAAUUAAGGGAUUUAGAAAAUCAAAUAGAUUAAUUACAAUAAUCUCAAAUCAUUUUACAGAGCCAACUGCUUGAAAAAAACUAAUAGCUCAUGGAUCUAUACGAUGAAUAAAAUCAAUAAAAUGCUAAUAUCAAAUUAUAACAACUUUAGGCUUAAAUAGAUUUAUUAUAAAAACAACUAGAAAAAUCAAAAGAGCAGUAUUAAGAAUUACUCGAAAUAUAAUCAUAAGCAGUAACUCCAAAUGGAUAAAAAGAAGAAAUUUUAUAAAAAACAAAAUUAAUCCAUUAGCAAGAAGAGGAAAUAUAAACUUUAUAACAUCAAAUCGAAUAAAAUUUACCUGAAUUGGUCGGUAAACUUGAAGAGGCUUAAUUAAAAUUAAAGUAAGCAGAGGAUGAAGCUAACUUAUGGAAAAGUAAACAUUAAAUGCUUCUAGAUAAUAGACCAAAUAUACAAUAACCAACGGUAGAUAAAUAAUCGAUAAAAGAACUAAAUUUAGAAGAAGCCUAACAAGCAGUACAAGAUUUAUUAAUUAAAUAAGAAUAGAAUGAGUAACAGAAGGAUGAGUAAUAAAAUUAAAUUAUUGAACAAUAAAAUUAAUUAUAACAGCUAUAAGAUGAGAAAGAUAAUCUUUAAAGAGAAAACAAGUUAUUACUAGAAUAAAAUCAGAUUAUUAAAUAAUAAAAUGAUUAAUAAAAGAGAUAGGUUGAGGAAUUGAAAAAUUAAGACUUAGAGAAUAGAUAAUAAAUAUUAGAUCUGAAAAAUUAAUUGGAAUAAGAAAACGCAGAGUUUUGGAGAACUGAAUAUUAAAAAUUAGCAAAUAAACAUGGAGAAGAUAUUCCAACUUAAUUCCCAAGUUAGAAAUAAGUAGUUCCAUAACAUAUUUAAAAAGAUGAAGGAAAUUAGACAGAAGCUUUAUAAGAAUUGAAAAAGUAAAAUGAAUUGUUACAAACAUAACUAGAAGAUUAAAAUUAAUUACAAUAAGAAAAUGAUGAAUUAAAGGCUCAUAAAUUAUAAUUGUAAGACUAAUUGUUAUAAGCAUAAAAAUAAUUGCAAGAUUUAUUAUCUGAAUAGAUUCCAAAAUAAAUAACAUCCUCAGGAUCAAUUCAAUUUUAAACUGAUCCAUAAAAAGCAUUAUAGAUAAGUUAAUUAUAAUAAACCAAUUAAGCAUUAAACUAAUAAAUAGAAGAAUUAUAAUAAUAAAGAAAAGAAGAUUUAUAGAAAUUUUAAGAUAUGAUUGGAAAUGGAGUAAAUGAAUAAUAAAUUGUAGCAUUAAUGUCUGAAAAAUAAUAAUUAUAAUCUGAUUUAAGAAUGUUAUAAAGCAAAUUAGAUUAAGUUUAAUAAGAACAGUUAGCCUUACAAAGUUAAUUGACUUAAAAAACUAAAUAAUUAAUUGAUAUCCAUGAUGAUGUCAAAUAAGAAGAAUAGUUGUAAUAAUAAUAAUUAUUAUCUAAUGAAAAUGAACUGUUAAAGAAAUAAUUAGAAAAAGUCAAAAGCUAAUAUUAAGAGCUUCUAGAAUUAUAAUCAUAAAAUUUAACACCAAAUGGAUUGUAAGAGAAAUUAUUACAAUAAACGAAGCAAAUUCACGAUUUAGAAGAACAAAAUCAUAUUUAAUAACAUCAAAUAGAAACAGAAAUUCCUUAAUUAGUAGGAGAACUCACUGAAACUAAAUAAAAAUUAAAAGAUGCAAUAACAGAUGCAUAAUUAUGGAAUGAUAAAUAUCAUGAUUUGUUAGAUCAUAAAUAAAGUGUGUAGCCUCAACAUUAAGAAGAAGAUAUUGCUAAGAUGACAAGAGAAGAGGCUUAAUAAGCACUAUCAGAUCUAUAAUAAUAAUAUUAAAACUCAUUGCUAAAAUUAAAAUAAGCUUAAGAUAAUGCAGAAGAACUCAAAUAAAAUUUGGUAAAGGCAUAAGAUAAUAUGGAUAAUUAACAAAGAGAUGCAAAAUUAUUAAAAGAAUAAAAGGAAAUCCUAGAAAAAUAAAAUGAAUCUCUUUAAAAUGCAAUCAAUGAUCUAAAAUAAAAAGAUAAAGAAAAUAGAUAAUAAAUAUUAGAUCUGAAAAAUUAAUUGGAAUAAGAAAACGCAGAGUUUUGGAGAACUGAAUAUUAAAAAUUAGCGAAUAAACAUGGAGAAGAUAUUCCAACUUAAUUCCCAAGUUAGAAAUAAGUAGUUCCAUAACAUAUUUAAAAAGAUGAAGGAAAUUAGACAGAAGCUUUAUAAGAAUUGAAAAAGUAAAAUGAAUUGUUACAAACAUAACUAGAAGAUUAAAAUUAAUUACAAUAAGAAAAUGAUGAAUUAAAGGCUCAUAAAUUAUAAUUGUAAGACUAAUUGUUAUAAGCAUAAAAAUAAUUGCAAGAUUUAUUAUCUGAAUAGAUUCCAAAAUAAAUAACAUCCUCAGGAUCAAUUCAAUUUUAAACUGAUCCAUAAAAAGCAUUAUAGAUAAGUUAAUUAUAAUAAACCAAUUAAGCAUUAAACUAAUAAAUAGAAGAAUUAUAAUAAUAAAGAAAAGAAGAUUUAUAGAAAUUUUAAGAUAUGAUUGGAAAUGGAGUAAAUGAAUAAUAAAUUGUAGCAUUAAUGUCUGAAAAAUAAUAAUUAUAAUCUGAUUUAAGAAUGUUAUAAAGCAAAUUAGAUUAAGUUUAAUAAGAACAGUUAGCCUUACAAAGUUAAUUGACUUAAAAAACUAAAUAAUUAAUUGAUAUCCAUGAUGAUGUCAAAUAAGAAGAAUAGUUGUAAUAAUAAUAAUUAUUAUCUAAUGAAAAUGAACUGUUAAAGAAAUAAUUAGAAAAAGUCAAAAGCUAAUAUUAAGAGCUUCUAGAAUUAUAAUCAUAAAAUUUAACACCAAAUGGAUUGUAAGAGAAAUUAUUACAAUAAACGAAGCAAAUUCACGAUUUAGAAGAACAAAAUCAUAUUUAAUAACAUCAAAUAGAAACAGAAAUUCCUUAAUUAGUAGGAGAACUCACUUGAAACUAAAUAAAAAUUAAAAGAUGCAAUAACAGAUGCAUAAUUAUGGAAUGAUAAAUAUCAUGAUUUGUUAGAUCAUAAAUAAAGUGUGUAGCCUCAACAUUAAGAAGAAGAUAUUGCUAAGAUGACAAGAGAAGAGGCUUAAUAAGCACUAUCAGAUCUAUAAUAAUAAUAUUAAAACUCAUUGCUAAAAUUAAAAUAAGCUUAAGAUAAUGCAGAAGAACUCAAAUAAAAUUUGGUAAAGGCAUAAGAUAAUAUGGAUAAUUAACAAAGAGAUGCAAAAUUAUUAAAAGAAUAAAAGGAAAUCCUAGAAAAAUAAAAUGAAUCUCUUUAAAAUGCAAUCAAUGAUCUAAAAUAAAAAGAUAAAGAAAAUAGAUAAUAAAUAUUAGAUCUGAAAAAUUAAUUGGAAUAAGAAAACGCAGAGUUUUGGAGAACUGAAUAUUAAAAAUUAGCGAAUAAACAUGGAGAAGAUAUUCCAACUUAAUUCCCAAGUUAGAAAUAAGUAGUUCCAUAACAUAUUUAAAAAGAUGAAGGAAAUUAGACAGAAGCUUUAUAAGAAUUGAAAAAGUAAAAUGAAUUGUUACAAACAUAACUAGAAGAUUAAAAUUAAUUACAAUAAGAAAAUGAUGAAUUAAAGGCUCAUAAAUUAUAAUUGUAAGACUAAUUGUUAUAAGCAUAAAAAUAAUUGCAAGAUUUAUUAUCUGAAUAGAUUCCAAAAUAAAUAACAUCCUCAGGAUCAAUUCAAUUUUAAACUGAUCCAUAAAAAGCAUUAUAGAUAAGUUAAUUAUAAUAAACCAAUUAAGCAUUAAACUAAUAAAUAGAAGAAUUAUAAUAAUAAAGAAAAGAAGAUUUAUAGAAAUUUUAAGAUAUGAUUGGAAAUGGAGUAAAUGAAUAAUAAAUUGUAGCAUUAAUGUCUGAAAAAUAAUAAUUAUAAUCUGAUUUAAGAAUGUUAUAAAGCAAAUUAGAUUAAGUUUAAUAAGAACAGUUAGCCUUACAAAGUUAAUUGACUUAAAAAACUAAAUAAUUAAUUGAUAUCCAUGAUGAUGUCAAAUAAGAAGAAUAGUUGUAAUAAUAAUAAUUAUUAUCUAAUGAAAAUGAACUGUUAAAGAAAUAAUUAGAAAAAGUCAAAAGCUAAUAUUAAGAGCUUCUAGAAUUAUAAUCAUAAAAUUUAACACCAAAUGGAUUGUAAGAGAAAUUAUUACAAUAAACGAAGCAAAUUCACGAUUUAGAAGAACAAAAUCAUAUUUAAUAACAUCAAAUAGAAACAGAAAUUCCUUAAUUAGUAGGAGAACUCACUGAAACUAAAUAAAAAUUAAAAGAUGCAAUAACAGAUGCAUAAUUAUGGAAUGAUAAAUAUCAUGAUUUGUUAGAUCAUAAAUAAAGUGUGUAGCCUCAACAUUAAGAAGAAGAUAUUGCUAAGAUGACAAGAGAAGAGGCUUAAUAAGCACUAUCAGAUCUAUAAUAAUAAUAUUAAAACUCAUUGCUAAAAUUAAAAUAAGCUUAAGAUAAUGCAGAAGAACUCAAAUAAAAUUUGGUAAAGGCAUAAGAUAAUAUGGAUAAUUAACAAAGAGAUGCAAAAUUAUUAAAAGAAUAAAAGGAAAUCCUAGAAAAAUAAAAUGAAUCUCUUUAAAAUGCAAUCAAUGAUCUAAAAUAAAAAGAUAAAGAAAAUAGAUAAUAAAUAUUAGAUCUGAAAAAUUAAUUGGAAUAAGAAAACGCAGAGUUUUGGAGAACUGAAUAUUAAAAAUUAGCGAAUAAACAUGGAGAAGAUAUUCCAACUUAAUUCCCAAGUUAGAAAUAAGUAGUUCCAUAACAUAUUUAAAAAGAUGAAGGAAAUUAGACAGAAGCUUUAUAAGAAUUGAAAAAGUAAAAUGAAUUGUUACAAACAUAACUAGAAGAUUAAAAUUAAUUACAAUAAGAAAAUGAUGAAUUAAAGGCUCAUAAAUUAUAAUUGUAAGACUAAUUGUUAUAAGCAUAAAAAUAAUUGCAAGAUUUAUUAUCUGAAUAGAUUCCAAAAUAAAUAACAUCCUCAGGAUCAAUUCAAUUUUAAACUGAUCCAUAAAAAGCAUUAUAGAUAAGUUAAUUAUAAUAAACCAAUUAAGCAUUAAACUAAUAAAUAGAAGAAUUAUAAUAAUAAAGAAAAGAAGAUUUAUAGAAAUUUUAAGAUAUGAUUGGAAAUGGAGUAAAUGAAUAAUAAAUUGUAGCAUUAAUGUCUGAAAAAUAAUAAUUAUAAUCUGAUUUAAGAAUGUUAUAAAGCAAAUUAGAUUAAGUUUAAUAAGAACAGUUAGCCUUACAAAGUUAAUUGACUUAAAAAACUAAAUAAUUAAUUGAUAUCCAUGAUGAUGUCAAAUAAGAAGAAUAGUUGUAAUAAUAAUAAUUAUUAUCUAAUGAAAAUGAACUGUUAAAGAAAUAAUUAGAAAAAGUCAAAAGCUAAUAUUAAGAGCUUCUAGAAUUAUAAUCAUAAAAUUUAACACCAAAUGGAUUGUAAGAGAAAUUAUUACAAUAAACGAAGCAAAUUCACGAUUUAGAAGAACAAAAUCAUAUUUAAUAACAUCAAAUAGAAACAGAAAUUCCUUAAUUAGUAGGAGAACUCACUUUAACUAAGUAAAAAUUAAAAGAUGCAAUCACAGAUGCUUAAUUAUGGAAUGAUAAGUAUCAUUAACUUUUAGGAGAUCAUUAAUAAGCAUCUCCAUAACAAAUUUUGGAUUUAGAAUAGAAGCUUGCAGAUGCAUAAAAUGAAGUUCAAAAGGAAAAGGAAAAGUAUAAUCAUUUAUUUUAGGAAUAAUAUUCAUAAUUAUCUCCUUCAUCUGCUUAAGCUAAACUGUUGGAAGCAAUUAAUCAAAUUAAUGAAUUGAAGGCCUAGUUAGAAGCUUACGAAAAAGCAAGAAUUACUAAUUUAAUUGAAAAAGAGCCUUCUUUAGCAAUGGAUAAACUUCAAGAAGACCUUCUUAAUUAUCAAAAAUAAGUUGAGAUGCAAGAAAAAUUAAAUGAACUUCAAUUGCAACAAAUUGAAUUUUUGAGGAACUAGCUUUCUUAAAGAGAUUCAAAAUAAUAAAUGAAAUAAGACUAAGAAGACGAAGAAACUUAACAAUCAUUGAGAGAUCAAAAUAUUAUCCUAUAAGCAUAACUUGCUUAAAAGUAAAAAGAUUUGGAUAAUGCUGAGGCAGCUUUGAUAUAAAAUCAAUAGGUUAUUGAUGAAUAAUAAUAAGAGUAAUUAAAAUCUGAGUUUUGGAAGAAAUAAUAUACAGAUUUAAUUUCUUAACAGGCUCCUGCUGAUUAAUAAAAGUAAAUAUUAAAACAAAAAGAGUCUGAAUUAACUUAAGAAAUUAAGCAACCCUCAUAAUCUAAUAACGAUAACUUAUAAGAACAAAUCAAUAAUUUACUAAUUGAAAGGGCAACUCUAUAAUAACAACUAAUUCAGGUUUAAGGCAAACUAGGCAAAGCUACAUAAAACCUAGAAAGUACAGAUAGCCCUUAACAAGGAUAGGAUAGUUAAGGAUAAAUUUAAAAAUUAAAUAGAGAAGUAUAAGAAUUGCAAUAAAGAAAUUAAAAGUAUUUAUUUUUAUUAAUUGUUUAGCCUGUUAGAAUAGAUGAAAUCUGCGUUGAGUGGAGAUGAUUAGGGAUAAAAAUUAGCAUAAUUGAUAGAGAAGAAUAACUAAUUAAGCUUAAAUAAUUCUAAAUUAAUGAUAGAUCUUGAUGUAAAUCAGAAAGAGUUAUUAAAAUAAUAAGGCUAAAAUUAAGUUUUAAUUGAAAAAGUUAAAGAUCUGUCUGAUCCAUCUGUCACAGAAAACGCAAAGUUGAGAGUUUCAGAUUUAUAAAAGUAGAUAGAUUUAAUUGGGUAACAAGUAGAUUUUUGGAAAUAAAAAUAUUAAUAAGUUUUAAAUGAAUACAGCUAAUAAUUAUCACCAACAAGUAUUUAAAGAAAAAUGAUUGAAUAAGCUCAAUACAUUCAUUAGCAAGAGGAAGCUUUAUUAAUGUUGCAAUAAACUACAGAUUAAACUAAACUGGAUAAUGAAAAUUAAAUUAAUUAACUAAGAAUUGAAAAUAAGAUAUUAAAUGACGAAAAUGUUAAUUUGAAAAAGAGAAUUUAAGAAUAAGAAAAUUAAUCUUAAUAAUUAUCACGAUAACAUGUAUUAUCUUAAGAUUAAUAUGAUAAAUAAAUUUAAUUUUGGAAAGAAAAAUACUAGGAAGCCUUAUAGGCCUUGCACAAAGAUCCAUAAAAAGUUUAAGAUAUUAUUUAGCAAUAAGAAGAGUCAGCAUAAAAUAUAAAACCAGAUAAAGAUUGGCAACCAAUAUUAAAACAAUAAGAUUUAAGUUCAGAGAUAAUAGAUAAAUUAAGAAGCGAGAAUCAAACAUUUUAAGGAGAAGUGACAUUCUACAAAAAGAGAGUAUUUGAGCUUGAAUAAUAACAGUAAAAGCCAGAUCCAAGCUAAUAAGACACAAUUUAAUCAUAACAAUAUUAAAUUAGCCAACUUGAUCGCGACUUGUAAAAAGCUCUAUAAACUUCUGCCUAUUGGGAAUAAAAAUAUAAUGAUGUUGUACAAUAAAGUAUCACCAAAGAAGUAGGUCAAAGAGGUGAUGCUCAAAAUACAGCAAGUUAUUGGAGAUAAAAAUUCGAUUAAGCAGAAUAAAGCAGAUAAUAACUUAUGCAAGUAAUUUAAGAAAAAGAAGAAUAAAUAGAAUAGCAUAUGCAGUCCUUCUAAUCAAUUCUCAAAGAUGAAUUAAAAGAAGAGUUAACCAAGAUUAGAAAUCAAGAGAGAUAGAAAAUUGAAUUACAACUUUAACAAAAUUAACCAUAUAAUGAAUCUAAUUUAAUUCAAAAACUCAAAGAAUAACAUGAAGUCGAAAAAUAGUAAUUAAUUUAAGAGUUUUUAAGAAGAAUUGAUUAAUUAUUAUAAAGUAAUGUUUAGAAAUACCCAGAAGGGGAAAAUUGGAAGGAACUAAUUUUAAGAUAUGAAAAACAGAGAUAAAACGAGCUUUAUGAGUUAAGACAACAUUUAGAAAUAUUAUAAAGAUCAUAAAUUUAAACUAAAGAUAUAGAAUUUUAUGCUGAAAGAAGGGCAUAUGAAAAUGCUAUUAACGAAUUAAAAAAUAGAAUUUAAUAAGAUGAUCCAUAAGAGUUAUAUGAUACUAUUGAAUAUUAAAGAAAGGUCAUUUUAGAUUUAGAGGAUUAGGUCGGGUUCUUAUAAAAUGAAAGAAACAAUCUCGAAAUGCAUAUAAUGCAACUUAAUUAAUAAAUUGAUCAGCUCAAGGAUAAUAUAUCUAGAUAUUAAAUGCAAUCUGACAAUAGAAAAAGAUAGAGAGCUGAAGUCCUUGAGGCCAUUGAAGAAAUGAAACGAGAAAGAGCUCGCGAAAGAGAAUCCUACAAAUCUCCUCAUAGAUAAAUGAGAUAGAGUUAAAAUAGAUCUUCAUGGGAUAGAUACCCUAAAGAUUAUUUAAGACCUUCAAAUAUUUAAUAACCAUCAUAAUUCCAAGAGCAUAGUUCUCCUAUGCAAAGGAUACCAUUCUAGCAAUCAUAAUUUGUGUCUCCUCAACAAGAAAAUAGAGACAUAGUAUUAAAAUUACAAGAAUUAGAUGAAGUGAAACAUAAAUAUCAAAAUGCACUAAAUAAUAUUUUGUAGUUAGAGGCUUAAGUGAUAGAGAAACUAUAACAAGAUGAUAUUUAGAUAGAAUGA